CCAUCGCCGCCAUGGCUGAUACGGAAACCGAUCGCUUUCCUCUACACACGGCCGCGCGAGAAGGCAGAGGUGAUUCCCAUUCAGAUCUCAACUCAAGAGCAACACCACAGCUGACAUCAAAUGUCACGUCCGCAGUUGCCGCAGCUGAAGGCCUUCUCAAGACGGACCCCAAGCUCUCAAAGCGCAAGGACGACGACGGCAGAUAUGCGAUCCACUGGGCAGCCUCUUCCAACAGCCACGAGAUUGUCCUCCUCUUGGCCAACCAAGCAAGCUUUGAUCCGGAUAUCCAGGUACAGCAGACCCCUUUGCUUUCCCCAGCUUCGUCGGAACCAGGCUAUCAUAGCGUCAUAGAAGACCAGACAACAUUCCCCUCGGCCUCACUCGACAUCUGUCGCUCACACUCCUCACAGGACGACAGCGGCUGGACGCCCCUCAUGAUCGCAGCGAGUGUGCCGAACAGCGAGCCAGUGUUGAAUCUGCUCCUUUCAAGAGGCGCAGACGUCAAUAUCAAGAACAAUAACGGCCAAAAAGAACACAAAGUCAUCUCAAACAGCUCAUACGGAUUCCAACCCCCCCUAUCACAACCGCCACAACACCCACACUCCCUCAUCUUCCCCAAGGAAACUAACACCACCACCACCACCACCCCCCAGUCAGCCCUCCACUUCGUCGCCUCCAAGAAGAACCUCGACGUCGCCCGCCUCCUCCUCGCCGCCACCCCCCCGGCCUCGACCCGCGUCCGCGACCGCCGCGGCCAGUACCCCAUCCACCGCGCCGCCGCCGUCGGCUCCGUGCCCAUGGUCACGCUCCUCCUGCGCAACAGGAGCCCCCUGAACGCCGCGGACAGCGAGGGCUUCACGCCGCUCCAUCAUGCUGUUGCCGAAGGUCAUGGAGACACAGCCGUCGCUCUGCUAAAGGAAGAAGCCGACUUCACACUCAAGAACAACGAAGGCGAGCUGGCCAUUGACUUGGCCCCGGACAAAGAGGCAAGUAUUCCUUCUGUGAUGCAUUUCUUCACAACACAGUAG
Messenger RNA from Trichoderma citrinoviride, 1028 nucleotides. Its product is annotated as ankyrin. The coding region runs from base 12 to 1028 and encodes 338 amino acids. The transcript is spliced from 5 exons. The record is from RefSeq and is a predicted model, not a curated record. Gene Ontology annotation, molecular function: protein binding. Lineage: Eukaryota; Fungi; Ascomycota; Sordariomycetes; Hypocreales; Hypocreaceae.